GUUCUCUAGGGUCAGGAGCCGUGCGUCAGUGACGUCAUCACCAGGCGACUCCUGUCUGAGCGGAAGUGACUGGUCCUUUUCGACCGUUAACCCUGUCAGUGCCGGGCGCCCUGUCUGCAGUGUAGCAUGCGUGUGUGGUUUCACUAAUGGACCAGGUGGUGCUCAGUUAUGGAGAUUCUCUUCUGCGCAUUUCAGAUGUUGCCCUUCUCGAUGCCCCUCACUGGUUGAAUGACAACAUCAUUGGCUUUAUUUUUGAAUUCCUGUCAUCCACCUUAGCGCCAUCAACAGCUGAAAGGGUUGCCCUCCUGGGUCCUGACGUGAGCCAGUUUAUAAAAUGUUGUGGGAACGAUGCUGCAGAGUUUCUACAGCCGCUGGAGAUACCCAGAAAAGACCUGGUUUUGCUGCCUGUUAAUGAUAAUGCUGGCACUGAAGCAGGCGGUACACAUUGGAGCCUUCUUGCCUAUCUCCGUAGUGCCCGUCAGUUUCUUCAUUAUGACUCUGCGCCAGGGACUAAUGCCCCACAUGCCCGACUUAUGGCUAGAAACCUAAGCAGUCUGCUGGCUGGAAAUCCACGAUACCAGGAAGAAGAUGCCCCAGCGCAGCACAACAGCUACGAUUGUGGCAUGUAUGUGGUAUGUGUGGCACAAGCUCUGUGUGAACAGUAUUUUCGGGGGUGCAACAAUUUAAAUCUGGAAAACAUCACACCUCAGUAUGUUACACAGAAGCGUGCCGAGUGGAAAGAAAUCAUCAGGGAACUUGGUAGCCAUUCCAAAGCUACUUCUGGACAUUGAAGAGAUCCAUAUUUAUAGAACAUCCGCUUCUCAGGUCACACAGUGCAGUGAAACAUUGCUUUCAUAUUUUCUGAUCACAACUUAUUUUAAUAUAAUAUUUGAGGUUGGUUUUGACUGGCAGAUCUGGAUUACUGAUUUACCCUGGUUAUGCAGUAAAUGAUUCCAUUCUGGUAUCUUCUUUAUAUAAAAAGUCAUGCUAUGUUAACAUUAGAAACUCAAAGUUUUUGGGAUCCAUUGGGUAACCUCAUGGGCCCGAUCCAGCAAUUAAUUAUUUAACUGUUCCUCCUUCAGGUGGAACAGGAAAAAAAGAAAGCUUAAAGGGGUAUUCCAGGCCAAGACUUUUUUUUUUAUAUAUCAACUGGCUCCGGAA
Hyla sarda is the source of this 1161-nucleotide messenger RNA. RefSeq names its product SUMO peptidase family member, NEDD8 specific (gene SENP8). Bases 147 to 791 code for a protein of 214 amino acids. The record is from RefSeq and is a predicted model, not a curated record. Gene Ontology annotation, biological process: proteolysis. Lineage: Eukaryota; Metazoa; Chordata; Amphibia; Anura; Hylidae. The transcript is spliced from 2 exons. Gene Ontology annotation, molecular function: cysteine-type peptidase activity; deNEDDylase activity.